Molecule: messenger RNA, 4749 nt
Organism: Tyto alba (common barn owl)
Lineage: Eukaryota; Metazoa; Chordata; Aves; Strigiformes; Tytonidae
Gene: GDPD5
Product: glycerophosphodiester phosphodiesterase domain containing 5
Exons: 17
Coding region: 341-2140 (599 amino acids)
Biological process (GO): lipid metabolic process; positive regulation of neuron differentiation
Cellular component (GO): plasma membrane
Molecular function (GO): glycerophosphodiester phosphodiesterase activity
Source: RefSeq, a predicted model, not a curated record
GUAUGUUCCUUGGGCUCCCCUGAAUCAGAGGGUGAAGACUUAAAUUCAGAUGUAUAAUUGGGCUUUAAUGUCUGUCUUUCCUUCAAAAGCCCUUCUGUGAGACUCCUCAGACUCUGAAGGGCUGAUCCCAGCAUGUAAAAAUCUGAAAUAAAUGCUUGGGGCAGUGUCUUCGUUUUUGGCUGUUAUAUUGUCUGGAUCAGGAUUUAAAUUUUCUCCUGUAGCUCUUUUUGCAUGACAAGAACAAGUAAUUGGGAUGAAAUCAUCCGUGCUGCAAAUGUGAUGGGCACUCCCAGGACCUGAUGGAUUUCUGAUACCUCGCUCUUGAGGGGCGGGAAGGAGCAUGGUUAAACACCAGCCGCUGCAGUACUACGAGCCGCAGCUAUGUUUGUCCUGUCUGACGGGGAUCUACGGCUGCCGCUGGAAACGGUACCAGCGGUCACAUGAUGACACCACCAAGUGGGAGCGCCUCUGGUUCCUCAUCCUCACCUCGUCCUUCUUCCUGACCCUGGUCUGGUUUUAUUUCUGGUGGGAAGUUCACAAUGACUACAAUGAAAUCAACUGGUUUUUAUAUAACCGAAUGGGAUAUUGGAGUGACUGGUCCAUUCCAAUACUUGUAACAACUGCUGCUGGCUUUACGUACAUUACAGUGUUAUUGAUACUAGCUCUAUGUCACAUAGCUGUGGGACAGCAAAUGAACCUGCACUGGCUUCACAAGAUUGGCCUAAUGACGACCUUGAUAACUACUGUGGUGACCAUGUCAUCGAUAGCACAGCUUUGGGAUGAUGAAUGGGAGAUGGUAUUUAUUUCACUGCAAGCCACAGCCCCUUUCUUGCACAUAGGAGCACUUGUGGCGGUCACGGCCCUGUCGUGGUUGAUAGCGGGGCAGUUUGCACGAAUGGAGAAAGCCACUUCUCAGAUGUUGAUGUUUACUGCAUACCUCGCAGUCGUAGUUGCACUUUACCUCGUCCCCCUCACCAUCUCGUCCCCUUGCAUAAUGGAGAAGAAGGCUCUAGGACCAAAGCCAGCCAUUAUAGGUCACCGCGGAGCACCGAUGUUGGCACCAGAAAACACUCUGAUGUCCUUCCAGAAGGCAGUGGAGCAGAAGAUGUAUGGAGUCCAAGCUGAUGUUGUACUGAGCUAUGAUGGAGUGCCGUUUCUGAUGCAUGACAAGACACUCAGGAGAACAACAAACGUGGAGGAAGUGUUUCCAGAGCGAGCCUAUGAGCACUGCUCCAUGUUCAACUGGACCGACCUGGAAAAGCUCAGUGCUGGAGAGUGGUUCCUCAAGAAUGACCCUUUCUGGACGGUCGGGUCCCUCUCGAGGUCUGACUACUUGGAAGCUGCCAACCAGUCAGUCUGCAAGCUGGCUGAUAUGCUAGAGGUGAUCAAGAACAACACAACGCUCAUCCUGAACUUCCAGGACCUGCCAUCCACUCAUCCCUACUACAGCACUUACAUCAACAUCACACUGGAAACCAUCCUGGCAUCGGGAAUUCGGCAACAGGCUGUGAUGUGGCUGCCGGACACGGAGAGGCAGCUGGUCAGACAGAUUGCGCCAGGUUUCCAGCAGACUUCUGGCCUCAAGCUGGACUCAGAGCGCAUGAAGGAGAAGGGCAUCGUGAGGCUCAACCUGCGGUACACCAAGGUCACGAACGAGGAUGUCAGGGACUAUGCCAUGGCGAACCUGAGUGUGAAUCUCUACACUGUGAACGAGCCCUGGCUUUACUCCAUCCUGUGGUGCGCCGGCGUCCAGUCGGUCACCUCUGACAGCUCCCACGUCCUUCUCAAGGUGCCUUUUCCCAUCUGGCUAAUGCCUCCAGACGAGUACCACCUAAUCUGGAUCACGUCUGAUCUCAUUUCAUUUAUUGUAAUUGUAGGAGUUUUUAUAUUCCAGAACUAUCACAUGAUCAGGUGGCGCCUAGGAAGCAUCAGGACCUACAACCCGGAGCAGAUCAUGCUCAGUGCUGCUGUCCGCCGGUCCAGCCGGGAUGUCAAGAUCAUGAAGGAGAAGCUGAUCUUCUCAGAGAUCAACAACGGUGUGGAGACCACGGACGAGCUAUCUCUCUGCUCCGAGAACGGCUAUGCCAACGAGAUGGUCACCCCCACGGAUCAUCGGGACACCAAGCUGCGGAUGAACUGAGGGGCUCCGGUCCAACCCCGGCUCGUGGCGUGCCCCGCGUUCGCUCCAGCAGCGAGAGCCGUGCUCUCCUGCUUGCUGUGGGAUGGGAACCUUUGAGGAACUGCUGGUUGGGCAGAGACCCCUUCCCAUACCCCAUCACUAGCUGCUCCACCUCCCUGGUUGUGAGGUUGGGGGGCUUAUUUUUGUAAAUAUGUAGAAAAUCUGAUUUUUUUUGGUCCCCUUUUUGAGUGUAAUUUUUCCAGGGCAUGAGUGGAAAUACUGUGUUCAUUAAAUCCUCAACCUUAUGGCUGAAGUUAUUUGAAUGUUGAUGUGACAGCCCGAGUCCUCUUGGGGGGGUUCUGGGAAAAACACGUUGGACAUGUGUCCCCUUUCUCCCCCUUGCCCUGCUCCACUCCUUCCCUUGGUGCAGCGACUGUGUAGCUGAAUGUUGUGAUGUUCUUGUGUAGUGUCGUUUUUGUUAUGUUUGGUUUUUGGGUUUUUUUGUUUGUUUGUUUGUUUCCCCCCUUUUCCCGGGCAAUGAAGUUUUAGUUCUAAUGCAACAGGAGGUGGUUUGGAGGAGAGAAGCUUUCCUAGGAGAGCGGAUAGCACUGCUCUUCCCUGCUGAAAUUCAAAGCCAGGGAAGGGGUUGCACUGGCUCAGUCACUUGGUCACCUUCUCCCUGGUCCCGUCCUCCUUUCCCAAAGCCUGGAUGCUCACAGGAGAAUGGCCUUCUUGAAACGUCCUGUCGCAGUCUUGAAGGCAAAUCCUGAAUGUUGGCUGCAGAUUGGCCUCCGUUGACAGCAAUGUUUUGAUUUUUGAUUGUUUUUCCACACACUCCCACCCCAACUUUUUUCUUUCUAUCUUUUCCCUGAGUUGGGCUCUGUUGGGAGCCUGGAUGGCUUGCAAAAAGCAAUGCCUUUGGCACCAUCACCACUCAGAUCUGGCUAAAGUGCCUGCCACUCCAAGUGGCAUUUGCAGUCGCUCCUUGCUUCCCUGUCCUUGCACCCUCGUAGGAAGAGGAGGUGGUGGUGUAGUGUGACCUUCCUCCCUCUCUGGGCCAAGCAGAUGCCCAUGGGUGAAGAAGUUGUAAAUAGUUUGGAAGGUGAAGCAGCCCCGGAGUGUAAUUUAUUCCUGCAAGGAGAUAUUUCCUCCUUGCUUUAAAAGCAGGAUCUUUAAAAGCUGCAUGUUCACGUCCUCCAAAGGAGUGACAGUCUUGCAGCAGAUGCUGACAGGCUCAUGAAGGCAAGAGCUCUCAUCAGCGUGUUUCCAAUGCAAAAGGCUUUAAACCUUGAACCAGCUCACAGCCAGGCCAAGGGCAGUCUCAGCUCUCUGCUCUUGACCUUCAAGGCCUCGUUGAGAGGAGCCCGUUUUUGGGUCACUUUGCUGUUCGCACGGAGCCAGUUCCCAAGGCAGCUGAAGCCAGCUGGAAGGCUGCUGGAGCUGUGAAUGGGUCUUGGCUCGGUCCCCGCGGCCUUCUGGGGUUGGGUUGCUUCCUUCCUUGCUGGGUCUUGGUCAACACAACGUGAGAAAUCCCAUUGAGCGUGAGCUUCCUUUGAAGCUCGGUGCGCACUGCCGUGAAAGCGAUGGGACCGUCAAAGUUCUUUCCCGUGGAGGGAAUGGGAGCUGAGGCUGAGUCUUUGGCCAAGCUGGGUUGCAGAGCCCACGAGCAGCUGGGAGAAGUCACCUUGCAGAGAAGAAGGUGGUCUAAGGGAUGUUGAUGUGCAUCAUGUUCAACGCACAAAGCAGGCUUGGAAAGGCCAGAAACAAGCCACAGUAAGAACAGCCUCAAGCAGUUUGUUCUUGUUUUGGCAGCACUGAACUGCGCUCUCUUUUUUUUUUUUUUUUUUUUUUCAGCUGUACUCCAGUAAUGUUUUGAAACCCCAAACUCUUGGGCUGUGUGUAAGACUUGGGGGCAAAAGUGGCCAAUUUAUCUAUGUAAAAGAAAAAUGCCCCUAUUAAUAAUGAAAAUAUGAAUUGUCACACUUUAAUGAGCACCUCCUAAGCAGUGCACACCAAGACGUUAAUCCGUUUACACCUACCCUGGGUUUUUAUGAAUGUAAGUGGAGUAAGACCCUGGUCCGUGCUGCCUUUUAGCUUCUCCAAAUACCGUCCUUCUAUAUGGUACUCUCCUAAGUCUGUGAAACAGUGUGUUUUUUUUUAUUCUGCAGAAUUGCAAAAUUUUGGUGGAUCUGAAGGCUUUUGAGAACAAAGUUGCUUCUCCCUUUAAUGUGGUGCUGUAUUGAAACAUUCCCAGUGGAUUGUCAUUGCCAAGUGAGAGAUGUUUAAAUCUCAGCAUCUGUUGAUAAUCACCUGCAUGUUCUGUUUUUAUCCUUGGAAAUGACUUUAUUGAAAGGUCAAGUGCUUAGAAACUUGGAAGUGUUAAAAGCAAUCCAACCGACAGUUGUUUUUUUUUUUUUUUUUUUUUUUUCCAAUUCACUUUUUUCUUUAUUUUUUUUUAUGACGAGACCCAAACUUUAUGCGUGAUGCACUGACUGUUACCCUUAUCGUCCUGAAUAUUUGCUACCUUUCUUUUUAAAAGGAUGAUACUUUUUUGAUGAAAAUAGACCUAGACCAACAUAAACUCUGCAAUGCUCUGUGAAAUAAACUGUCAGUAUUCCCCUGCCAGCCUC